Camelina sativa (false flax) is the source of this 1444-nucleotide messenger RNA. It is a transcript of the gene RBP1, whose product is annotated as RNA-binding protein 1. Gene Ontology annotation, molecular function: mRNA binding. Gene Ontology annotation, biological process: regulation of translation. Lineage: Eukaryota; Viridiplantae; Streptophyta; Magnoliopsida; Brassicales; Brassicaceae. The record is from RefSeq and is a predicted model, not a curated record.
AAGAGUUUUUUUUUUUUAACUUUUAACUCUCUUCGUUUCGUCUUCUCUCUCUCGCGCCGUGUCAAAUCAAUCACUGUUUCUCUCUCCUAUCUGGGUAUGGAUUUGGAUUAUGAUCGGUUUAAGUUGUUCGUUGGUGGUAUUGGGAAAGAGACUAGUGAAGAAGCUUUGAAGCAGCAUUUUAGCAGAUAUGGAGUUGUGUUGGAAGCUGUUGUAGCUAAAGACAAAGUCACUGGAGUAUCCAGAGGGUUUGGGUUUGUUCGUUUUGCUAAGGAUUAUGAUGUUGUUAAAGCUCUUAAAGACACUCACUUCAUUCUCGGUAAAUCCGUUGAUGUGAGAAAGGCUAUUCGGAGACAUGAGUUUAUAUAUCAGAAUCGGUUUAGCAUUCCUCUAUUAGAGGGCAAAGUUCAACAUCAACAGAACAAUGGUGGUUUGCAUGAGAUGCCGAGUAAUGGUAUGAUGCCGAGUAAUGGUACUGCUACGCAUAGGACGAAGAAGAUAUUUGUUGGAGGUUUGUCGUCUAGCACGACUGAAGAAGAGUUCAGGAGCUACUUUGAGAAGUUUGGUCGGACGACUGAUGUUGUUGUGAUGCAUGAUGGUGUGACAAACAGGCCAAGGGGUUUUGGGUUUGUUACAUAUGAUUCGGAGAAAUCUGUUGAGGUUGUUAUGAAGAGUAGUUUCCAUGAGUUGAGUGAUAAGCGUGUGGAAGUGAAAAGUGCAAUACCUAAAGAAGGAAUCCAGAGCAAUAAUGGUAAUCUUAACGUUCCUCCUACCUACAGCAGCUUUCAACCAACACCUUAUGUCCCAGAACAGAACGGAUAUGGGAUGGUUUUACAGUAUGCUCCCGUCUUUGGUUAUCAUCAGAGUGUCCAAGCCCCUCAGUAUCCUUAUGGUUACCAAUUCACAGCUCAAGUGCCUAAUGUUCCUUGGAACAAUCUGGUUGUGCAACCCACUGGUUUUUACUGCCCUCCUCCUCCUCCUCCUCCUCCUCCUCCUCCCACCAACACUCUUGGUUAUCUCCCUUACAUGAACGGGUUUGAUUUUUCGGGUACGAGAAUUCCAGGGUACAAUCCUGUACCAUGGCCUGUAACAGGGGAUGCAGCUGGUGGGCUAAUACAUCAGUUUGGAGAUUUGAAGCUCGGGGUCGCUAGCCAAGCCCAUCAGAGAAUGAGUGGAGGUAACAUGGGAAACCCAUUGCAGAAUGGUAGAUAUAGAUGACAGUUGCAGAUGAUAAAUGCAGUUAGGCUCACAAGGUUAGUGAAAUUCUUUGGACUCUUCAAAAUGGUUUCCUUUUUUCUAGGUUACUCUUCUUUCUUCAUUAACUCUUUGGUAAAUGCGUUGCUUGGUAUGGUUGCCUUGUAUAUUUGUUUAGGUAUUUGAUUUUAAUCCCAAAGACAUCUGUAAUAUAUUACUGCGUUGUAAUAUAUCACACACUCAUUUCGUUUAU